AAUACGGCGCUGCCAACUCUUUGCAUGGGCCAACUGUGUUAUUACAAGAAAACAAAAAAAAAAAAAACAAAAUACAAAAAGAAAAUAAGAGAAACAGCGAAAUCUCUUUUAUGGUUUUGUAUUAUUUUUGUGUACAGAUUGAGCAGAAACGAUGAUAUGUCGUUUGUGCUUGCGGAGCAUAAAUGCCAACACUGCCGUUUUCCUGUUUGAGACCAACGAAACUCUGGCGGAGACGAGGCUGGUCAAGAUGAUAGCUAAAUUUCUUCAGCUGGAGAUUAUGCCGGAUGACAGCAUCUCGACCAGCGUCUGUACCGUAUGCUGUGAGCACCUGGAGGAUUUCAAUAGCUUCUGGCAGUUGGUGGAGCAAAAGCAGGGAACUUUAAAAAAGGAAUUUCUUACUGUAGAUGUAGACUGUGGCGUCAUGAAAUGGUCUUCAGGUGAUGGGGAUAUGGAUGUGGUCGAUGUGAAUGCUGAUGAAUUGCCUGUAGUGAGUGUAAAUAUGGAUGAGGAUGAGAAGCCGCUACCGCUCGACAUGCACAAUCUAAGUCUGCUGGGCAGCGUCUUGGAUGUUAAUGUCGAUGGGCAGAACGAGGAGCUAGAACAAGAGAUGUCAUCAGUGUUGAUUAAAAAACAAAAGCCAGACUAUAACUCUGAUGAUAACGAUGAAAACGAUGAUGAGGAUGACGGCGAGGAUGCGGAUGGGGCUGGCGAUAAUGAAGACGAAAAGCCCAUGCUUGAGGCCAGUGGAAGUGAAUUUGGAGAAGCAGACAUGGUAGAUGCAGAACAACUAGAAGAUGAUUCUUCGGAUGAUGAGCCUUUGGUUAAACUGGUAAUGCAGUCCAGCAAUCUCAAGCCGAAACGUAAAUAUACCAAGAACAAACAACGCCUUAGUCUUGCUAUGGAACUGAAAGAUUUACUCAAAGAAGAUUGCUCCAAUAAAUCAUUGUCACACCGUCGCCGCAAGGUGGCUCAACCAGCUCGCCGGGACAGUCCAACUGAAACACAGGAGAGCGAACUCCAAGCGGCAUUGGAACGUAAACCAAAAGGCUGCUCUAGGGCCCAAUUGACCAAACGAUAUGAGGAGGUCAUUGCCAGCUAUAUGAGUGCCAAUUGUGAUCUAUGUGAUUUCAGUGGCAAAUUCCUAUCCGAACUGAAGACGCAUUUCCAGGAGGUGCAUCAGCGGGAGUUUUAUAUUAAAUGCUGUAAUAAAAUAUUCACACGGGCCUCCAAGCUAAUGGAUCACAUACGAAAACAUGUCAAUCCCAAACUUUUCACCUGUUCGAUUUGCAACAAAUCGCUAAACUCACAGGAUUACCUGGCCACUCACAUUGAGACCGUGCACAAUAAAGUGGAUCAAAUUGGCAAAGUGUUGAAAUUUCCCUGUCCCAAAUGUGAGCGAACUUUUAGCAGUGAGCGGCGAUUGACAAAUCAUUUGGCCAAGCAUGAUACGGAUCAGUUGGAACAUAGUUGCGAUAUAUGCCAAAAGAGCUUUGCCAAUGUCCAUCGCCUGCGCCGUCACAUACAGUCCAUACACGAAGAUCUUCAUCCACACGUUUGUGAUAUUUGUGGCAAGAAAUUUAAAUUCAAACCAUCAUUUGAGCGUCAUCUGCUCGAGCAUCAGGGUGUCGUUGCACCAGCCAUGGAGUGCACCAUUUGUGGUGUUUGGCUGAAAAAUGAGCAUAGCUUGCGUUUACAUCGAUUCACCCAUGACAAUACCGACACGAUUUGUCCACAUUGCUCGAAAACCUGUACAUCGCGUACAGCAUUGCGUGCCCAUAUUAAAUAUGCCCAUAAAUUGACCACAAAUCUACAGUGUACAUAUUGCGAUAAAAGUUUCAAACAACAGCGAAAUUUGGAUGAACAUAUGGCCAUUCAUACGGGUCUCCAGCUAUACAAUUGUCCCCACUGCCCCAAGGAGUGCCGUUCGCGUUCCAAUAUGUAUGUUCAUAUCAAGCAAAGGCAUGCGGACGAAUGGUUAAAAGCCAAAAUGGCUCGUUCUCAUAAUCCCCAAUUGAAACCGCAUACCCAAAGCUGAAAGAACAUAGCAUAACUAUAGAAAUCCACAUCAGAUAUGCUCCCCUCCUUCCUAUUGUAUAUGAAAUCUUACAUAGCCAUACAUAAGUCGUACAGUACAGUAAAAAUUGAUUAUUAUUAUGUUUUUUUUUUCAUGAAAUGUCUGUAACAUAUAAAAACUAAGUGCAUAUAAAACCGUCAGGUUGUAAUAUAAUAUAAAAC
Molecule: messenger RNA, 2235 nt
Organism: Drosophila willistoni
Lineage: Eukaryota; Metazoa; Arthropoda; Insecta; Diptera; Drosophilidae
Product: transcription factor grauzone
Exons: 5
Coding region: 152-2035 (627 amino acids)
Cellular component (GO): nucleus
Molecular function (GO): DNA-binding transcription factor activity; zinc ion binding
Source: RefSeq, a predicted model, not a curated record